Messenger RNA from Xyrauchen texanus (razorback sucker), 3505 nucleotides. It is a transcript of the gene ipo11, whose product is annotated as importin 11. Gene Ontology annotation, molecular function: small GTPase binding. NCBI's taxonomy places the organism in Eukaryota, Metazoa, Chordata, Actinopteri, Cypriniformes, Catostomidae. Gene Ontology annotation, cellular component: cytosol; nuclear envelope. The coding region runs from base 195 to 3122 and encodes 975 amino acids. The record is from RefSeq and is a predicted model, not a curated record. The transcript has 31 exons. Gene Ontology annotation, biological process: protein import into nucleus.
UGGCGCCAUCCUCACAACAACGUGCGCGCUGUGUUCAGAGCUGACUGCGCAAUUGUUUUGAACUCACCUGGGAUUAACAUAUUUGCAGAAGAACUCCCUUUAAGCUUGGAAAUAGCAAAUGUGCCCAGUGCUGUGUGGCAUAUAUUGUCAGACCUCACACCAUUAAGAUUAGCAAAACAAUAAAGUCUCACACAAUGGAUAUCCAGAGCGCCAGCUCGGUGGUGCUGCAGGCUUUGACCCAGGCCACUAGUCAGGACACAGCUGUGCUGAAACCUGCAGAGGAGCAGCUUCGCCAAUGGGAGACCCAGCCUGGAUUUUACUCUGUGCUACUGAGCAUCUUCAAUAAUCACUUGCUGGAUGUCAAUGUGAGAUGGCUUGCUGUCCUUUAUUUCAAGAAUGGUAUUGAUCGGUACUGGAGAAGAGUCGCACCCCAUGCUCUUUCAGAGGAAGAAAAGUCGUCCCUCCGUGCAGGUCUCAUCACCAACUUUAACGAACCAGUCAACCAGAUUGCCACACAGAUAGCAGUGCUGAUCGCCAAAGUGGCACGUCUGGACUGUCCUCGACAGUGGCCCGAGCUGAUCCCUAUUCUGCUGGAGUCUGUGAAAGUUCAGGACAGCCUUCAACAGCACAGAGCUCUGCUCACCUUCUACCACGUCACCAAGACUCUGGCCUCCAAACGCCUCGCCACUGACAGAAGACUGUUUCAGGAUUUGGCAUCAAGCAUCUAUAGCUUUGCUUGCUCACUUUGGAAUCAUCACACAGACACAUUUCUUCAGCAGAUCUGCACUGGAGACCAACAGACUGCUCUCAGCUCCCUGGAGCGUACCCUGCUCUCUCUGAAAGUUCUUCGGAAGCUGACUGUACAUGGAUUUAUUGAGCCACAUAACAACAUGGAAGUCAUGGGCUUCCUCAAUGCAGUAUUUGAGAGACUAAAGCAGUUCUUAGAAUGUUGUCGGCAAGUUGGACCAGACAGCCUUUGCAGAGAAAAGCUGGAGAAGACCGUCAUUUUGUACACCAAAGUUCUGUUGGACUUCCUGGAAUAUCACCCGUGGCCUUUCAUCCCCCUCAUUCAGCACUCGCUAGAGUUCGCCGUCAGCUACGUGUUCACAGAGGCAGGGGAGGGGGUUGUUUUCGAGCGCUUUAUUGUACAGUGCAUGAACCUCAUCAAGAUGAUCGUCAAAAACGAUGCCUACAAACCGGCCAAGAACAUUGAAGACAGUAAACCAGAGAGCCUGGAGGCCCAUAAAAUAAAGACUGCAUUCUUUACACACCAAACACUGACAGAAAUCGGCAGAAGACUGGUUUCCAAAUACUUUCUGCUAACAGAGGAAGAGCUGACCAUGUGGGAAGAGGACCCUGAGAGUUUUGCUGUUGAAGAGACUGGAGGUGACUCUUGGAAGUAUAGUUUGCGGCCAUGCACGGAAGUGUUGUUCCUGGACAUUUUCCAUAACUACAGUCAAACUUUGACACCAGUGCUCCUGGAGAUGGUGCAGAAUCUUCAAGGUCCCAGUAAUGUGGAGGACCCAGUGCAGAUGCUUAUGAAGGACGCAGUGUACAACGCGGUUGGGUUAGCAGCAUAUGAAUUAUUUGACAACGUGGACUUUGAUCAGUGGUUCAAGAACCAACUCCUAGGAGAGCUACAAGUCAGCCACAACAGGUACAAGUUGAUCAGAAGACGGGUCAUCUGGCUGAUUGGACAGUGGAUUUCAGUGAAGUUCAAACCGGAACUGCGGCCCAUGCUCUACGAGGUUAUUCUCAGUCUCAUGCAGGACCCUGACCUUGUGGUUCGCAUCGAAACAGCCACAACACUAAAGUUGGCCGUUGAUGACUUCGAGUUCAGAACGGAGCAGUUCUUACCGUACUUGGAGUCUAUAUUCGGUCUGUUGUUCCAGCUGUUGCAACAGGUCAACGAGUGCGACACUAAAAUGCAAGUUCUCCAUGUUAUCUCUUGUGUCAUCGAGCGAGUCAGCAUUCAGAUUCGACCGUAUGUGGGCUGCUUGGUUCAGUACCUUCCUCUGCUUUGGAAGCAAUCGGUAGAGCACAACAUGCUUCGCUGUGCCAUUCUCACCACUCUCAUCCACCUAGUACAGGGCCUGGGAGCGGAGAGCAAGAAUCUGUAUCCCUUCCUCCUGCCUGUUAUCCAGCUCAGCACAGAUGUUUCACAGCCUCCUCAUGUUUACCUGCUGGAAGAUGGUCUGGAACUCUGGUUGGUGACAUUAGAGAACAGCCCUGCCAUCACCCCUGAGCUGCUAAGAAUCUUCCAGAAUAUGUCCGCCCUACUUGAGCUGAGCUCCGAGAAUGUGCGAACGUGCUUACAGAUCAUCAAUGCCUACAUUUAUCUCUCAGCAACAGAUUUCUUACAGAACUAUGCUGAAGCCCUAUGCAGAUCUUUCUGUGAGCUGCUGAGAGACAUCACCAAUGAGGGGCAAGUUAAUGUUCUAAAGGUUGUUGAAAUUGCCAUAAAAGUCAGUCCUAUGUUGGGCUCCCAUAUGUUCCAGCCUCUUUUGCCAGCUGUGUUACGGGGGAUUGUUGAAGGCGAAAGGUAUCCUGUGGUUAUGUCUAUGUACCUGGGGGUGACAGGACGGAUUCUACUGCAGAAUUCAAGCUAUUUCACAUCACUUCUCUCACAAAUGGCUGUGGAAUUUAACCAGGAGGCAGAUCAGCUCUUGGGCAAUAUGAUUGAGAUGUGGGUGGACCGCAUGGACAACAUCACCCAGCCAGAGAGGAGAAAGCUCUCUGCCCUGGCUCUCUUGUCUCUUUUACCAUCUGACAACAGCGUGAUCCAGGACAAGUUCUGCGGGAUCAUUAACAUCAGCGUGGAGGCACUGCACGAUGUGAUGACAGAAGACCCUGAGACUGCCACUUUCAAAGAUUGCAUGCUGAUGAGCCACUUUGAAGAACCAAAGCUGACUGAUGAUGAGGAACCCCCAACAGAACAGGACAAGAGGAGGAAACUGCUGGCUCUGGAGGACCCUGUGCACAGUGUCUCUCUUCAGCAGUUUGCCUAUGAGAAGCUGAAGGCACAGCAGAUGCUGAUGGGCGACCAGGGCUUCCAGGCUCUCAUGGAGACAGUGGAUACAGAGAUUGUGCGACAGCUGCAAGAAUUUCUCCAGGGCAUGUGAGGAACAGACUGUUAAAACCAGUCUUCUGAGACCAGAGAUGCCAACCUUUUAACCUAGAAAAAAGACAAAGCUUCCUUUUUUUUUUUUUUAAUAACACCGUCUUUUGAUUCCUCACACACAUCUUUUCAUAAGUUUGAGAUUGGUUUGAGAGGAAUCUACUUGGACUGAAAAAAGAGACAUUGUAAAAAGAUAAAAGAAGGAUCAAACUGUUAUAAUGCCAAGUUUUGCAGAGGGAUGACAAGGGGCUCUAAUAUUGAGCACCAAUUAAAGGGCCUAAGCAGUGUUUACACCGAGUCUUUAUAAAAAGUGAUGUGUUUUUUGUUUUAAAGUAUAAUACACAGCAUCACAACAAUAUUCUUCCAACACCCCCCCCCACCCACCCA